AUGCCUGUGCCUGUGGGCAGCUGGGUGUCCCAGCCGGCCCAGGAGUGCUGCAGCCACAUGCUGCAGUGGCCAGGCUACCUGGGCCAGAUCUGGUACAAUCCUGUCCCCGAGCCAAGCAACCAGGCUGGCACCAAAGCAGGCAUCACCCACAGAGGGGAGACCAGAGCAGGCAGGGAUGGACUGGUGCCCAGGGCUGGUGCCUGGGGUCAUCUGGGUGCAGCUGGCAGUGCCUGUGCUCACCACCACCCCUGCUCCCUGGCAGACAGCUUGGGGAGGGCAGAUGGCACCAUUCCGGCAGAGCCCACCGACCCCAACAGCAGUGAGCCUGGAGACAUCAGCCUGCACCCCGUGGAGUCCAUCAGUGACCUGCACUGGGCCUCAGGCGGGCACAAGGGUGCUGAGGGGAAUGGCUCCGCUCAGUCCAGCACCCCACGCAGGCCCCGCACUCGCCCCGCACCCUGCACCGCCCCACGCCAGCCGCUCCUGCCCAUACUGCGCCCUGUGCCUGCUGCCACUGCCUGCUCCUGCCUCGGCCCCUGCCACCCCCUAUUCCUUGCUCUGCUGGGCAUCCUGGCACUGGCUAGCCUGGUCCUCGCCACAUUGGCCAUCUACCUGAGUGUGCUGCAGAGCCAGUCAGUGCAGGUGCUGGUCAAGUGGCUGGAGAGCCAGGAGGAAGCCGUGCAGCAGCUGCGGGCCACCAGCGGGCAGCUCUGGGCUCACCUCAAUGCCAGCGAGGAGGCUGGCGGGCACCGCUGAGCCACCCUCUGCGCCACACCAGGACUGCGAGCCCCAUGGAGCCCAGCACGGCCCACAUGAGGCAAGGGGCACCAAACUGCAGGGGAAGGGAGCAGGCAGCCCUGCUCCACUGACCCCCACUAUUUAUUACCCAACUCUGCUCAUACCUGGCAGCAUCCCCCCAACAAGGACACAAGGGGCAGGGCAGGGGGACCUAUGGCCUCUGCCACAAGAUGCCAAAGCAAGGGAAGGA
Messenger RNA from Dromaius novaehollandiae (emu), 988 nucleotides. RefSeq names its product leucine rich single-pass membrane protein 2 (gene LSMEM2). NCBI's taxonomy places the organism in Eukaryota, Metazoa, Chordata, Aves, Casuariiformes, Dromaiidae. Bases 1 to 756 code for a protein of 251 amino acids. The record is from RefSeq and is a predicted model, not a curated record. The transcript has 4 exons.